Molecule: messenger RNA, 1769 nt
Organism: Musa acuminata AAA Group (dessert banana)
Lineage: Eukaryota; Viridiplantae; Streptophyta; Magnoliopsida; Zingiberales; Musaceae
Product: cysteine synthase 2
Exons: 6
Coding region: 20-1369 (449 amino acids)
Cellular component (GO): cytoplasm
Source: RefSeq, a predicted model, not a curated record
UGUGCGUCUAAUUUCGUGCAUGCGAUCAAUUGGGACUCACCCCGACCCAGGCGAGAGAGAGGGGAGAGAGAUGGCGGCGGUGAAGACCGCCGACGUUCUAACGGCCACGGCCGCAGCUGUUCUUUCGGCCGCCCUUCUCUCCUACCUCCUCCUCUCCGGCCACGGAUUCAAGCUCCCGUGGCUUAGAGAUCGUGGAAACUACCGUCGGCAUAAGAGUCGCGGGAAGAGGAACGGCCUUGUCGACGCCGUCGGCAACACGCCUCUAAUCAGAAUCAACAGCCUUUCUGAUGCCACUGGGUGUGAGAUUCUUGGGAAAGCCGAGUUCUUGAACCCUGGGGGGAGCGUGAAAGACCGGGUGGCGGUCAAAAUCAUUGAAGAAGCACUAGAUUCUGGGGGCCUCAUGCCAGGUGGUGUCGUGACCGAGGGAAGUGCUGGAAGUACCGCAAUUAGCCUAGCGACAAUUGCUCCUGCAUAUGGAUGUAAAUGUCAUGUUGUUAUUCCUGAUGAUGUUGCCAUUGAAAAGUCUCAAAUAAUUGAGGCUCUUGGAGCUACCGUGGAAAGAGUAAGGCCUGUCUCUAUUACACACAAAGACCACUAUGUUAAUGUCGCAAGGAGGAGGGCCUUAGAGGCUACAAAUAGAGCUGCAAUUCCAAUUGAAGCUGAUAAAAUUAAAGGCAUAGACUUGCUGCAAAUGAAUGGUCAUGCACCAAAGCAAACAGAAGGUCAUCCUUGCUCUGCUGAUAAUAAAGGUGGUUUCUUUGCUGAUCAGUUUGAAAACCUAGCAAACUUCAGGGCCCACUAUGAAUGGACUGGUCCUGAGAUAUGGGAGCAAACUCAAGGGAAAUUGCAUGCCUUUGUUGCUGCUGCCGGUACAGGUGGCACGAUUGCUGGAAUAUCACAGUUUCUCAAGGAAAAAAAUCCAAAUAUUAAGUGCUUCCUUAUUGAUCCCCCGGGGUCUGGUCUGUUCAAUAAGGUCACGAGAGGAGUAAUGUAUACGAAGGAGGAGGCAGAGGGCCGGCGCCUGAAGAACCCUUUUGAUACUAUAACGGAAGGAAUUGGAAUCAACAGAUUGACCAAGAAUUUCAUGAUGGCCGAGUUGGAUGGAGCUUACCGAGGCACCGAUAGAGAGGCUGUUGAAAUGUCCAGGUUUCUUCUGAAGAAGGAUGGACUAUUUCUCGGGAGUUCCUCAGCGAUGAACUGCGUUGGAGCUGUACGAUUGGCACGAUCCUUAGGUCCAGGACACACGAUCGUAACAAUUUUAUGUGACAGCGGGAUGAGGCAUCUGAGCAAGUUCUGUAAUGCUCAAUAUCUGGUCGAUCAUGGACUGACACCAACUGCGACCGGUCUGGAGUUUCUCGAUCGCUCUUGAAGUUGUAUAGCCUGGCGGCGUGCCAGAAUUCAUACACAUAUAUCGGCAUCCAUCUUGUGGAAAGGUAACUGCCUGAGCAAUUCAGGGAUUUCUUCUCGUUGCUACCAUCUGUGCUGAAUACAGAUGUGGCAUCUCAGGAGAUUUGCCACUGAAGCUCUCAUCAUGCUUAUCUUAAUGCAUUUUAUGAUGGAGCAAGAGAUCAUGCAUGAAGUCUCUUCAUAAAUGCGAGAGGUGUGUGUUCUUGCUUGAGAAGCUUUGCCAACAGGUAUUGUUGUUUAGAGUUAUUUAUGUGGAGUUCCUAUUGUUUGCUUACAUUUAUUCUAGGGAUCUGAGGAUCUUAGUUUUUUGUUCAUGGGACUUGGAUGAUUAAGAGUUUCCUUUCUUUUCUACUUCCUUUUUA